AGAUGAUCGUGCUCGUUGUGUUGCUGAGUCUUGCCGCUGUGUUGCAACAACCUGCUUCAAAUGAUUGCACCUCAGCACUGCUGCUUUUGUAACGCUCUGCCUGGCUGGCAGCCAUCACCUAACAGUGGUUCCAUUGUUCAUGCUGCCCCAUACUGUUCCAGUGUAUCAAGAGGACGACACCCAGGACUGGCACAUGCAUUAGAACUUGGAGCAGAGGAGCGAAAGGAGAUUCUUGACAAGCACAAUGCCCUACGGAGAGGAGUGCAGCCAACUGCUAGCAACAUGCUGAAGAUGGUGUGGAGUCCUGCCGCUGCUGCAAAUGCCAAACGCUGGGCAAGUCGAUGUAUUCUAUCUCACAGCCCAUCACAAGAAAGAAUUGCUGAUGGAAUUGGAUGUGGUGAAAAUCUGUAUAUGUCAAGCGGCCCUACUCGAUGGUCUCAAGUCAUUCAAACUUGGUACGAUGAGGUGAAAAAUUUCAAAUUCAAUGUUGGACCAGUCUCUGCAGGAGCUGUAACUGGCCAUUACACUCAGGUGGUUUGGUACAGGUCUUACCUGGUUGGUUGUUAUGCUGCCCACUGCCCUGCAAGCAAAUUCAAGCACUUCUACGUUUGCCAAUAUUGCCCGGCAGGGAACGUACAAGGCUCACUUAAAACCCCAUAUAAGUCUGGACCACCUUGCAGGGACUGCCCUGCUGCUUGCGACAAUGGAUUAUGCACCAAUCCUUGCAAACAUGAAGAUAAGUACUCAAACUGUGCUGAAUUAGUGAAGUCACAACGAUGUGCGACGGAACAGAUGAAGCAAGAUUGCCCUGCUUCUUGCAAGUGCACCACCGAAAUAAAAUAGGAGGUCUCCUCUGGGGCAUUUAUGAGCUUCUUUGAACUUUGCAUCCUCAUUUAAAUCCAUCCUUCAGCGUCUUUGGAUGACCCCUUCCAAAUGAAAUGUGUAAACAUGUUUUUAAAAUUGAAAACUCAUAAAUUAUUUUGCAUGCAUGAGUGUUUUUUUGUCUAAUGGGGUGGGAGAGUGGAAGCUGAGGAUACGGAGAAAAUCUACAAGUAUAAAGUGUCACAGAAAAACAUACACACGCACAUGGUGAGUAGCUGUGGGAGAAACAAAGGGAAUAUGCUGAGAAAUGUUUGCUGAGAACCUUCAGUUGGGAUUGUUAGGAAGAAGCUGUGCUGAAGAGGGUAACCGCUAACACCUGGUUCCCAUUCCCAGUAAUUAUCAACUAGCUGGGUUGAGAGAGAAAUAAAUGGAGCCAGCCAUGAGCAGCGCAUUGCUGUCUGGCAGGUCAAUUUCAGUGGGGGUAACUCCAGCAGGGUGACCCCAAAGGGGUUUGUGCCUUGGGGGAUCCACUUCAGGAAGAUACGGGGGGAGGGUUAAGAACCCCUGGUAUGCCUUUGUGUUAGACAACCUUCACAAGAGAAAGAGUAGACCAGAGUGAGAAUGAGAGGAACCACAAUGAGAUGCCCAUGACAGUAGAUGAGGAAAAAAUGUUCCCAGCUUCACAGAGUCUUUUGGGUGCCAUUGCUCUUAGGAGACUCUGUCAACCCUCAGGCUUCAUAGGCAAUCCAUUCUCGGAACCGCUCCUUGAGCCACCAAGCCCAAUUCCACCAACAGAGCGGGAACUUUAAGGUGCCCUCUGUGUUCUACAUAGAGAACAUUCUCAUACCAGUGCUGUAAAGUCCAUAGGACUGUCUGCCAUUGCAAGGGUUAGCAUAACACUUAACACAGUUGCUUUUUUUGUGCAUAUAAAAUCUCCAUUACCUUGUUAUAUGUUCUUUCUUGCACUGAAAAUCCUUACUCUCAUUAAUGUUGAUCACUUGCAUGUUGUUGCACAUGGUGUUUGCAUUCCAAAUAAACAUUUU
Molecule: messenger RNA, 1865 nt
Organism: Rhineura floridana
Lineage: Eukaryota; Metazoa; Chordata; Lepidosauria; Squamata; Rhineuridae
Product: cysteine-rich venom protein TEL1-like
Exons: 8
Coding region: 61-843 (260 amino acids)
Cellular component (GO): extracellular region
Source: RefSeq, a predicted model, not a curated record